Molecule: messenger RNA, 1995 nt
Organism: Macrosiphum euphorbiae (potato aphid)
Lineage: Eukaryota; Metazoa; Arthropoda; Insecta; Hemiptera; Aphididae
Source: the annotation of a GenBank genome assembly
AUGGGAAGAAAAAAGGACAUAGUGCGUAAAUACUUUGAACAAGUCAUAUCUAACGAUAAACGUCAGUCAUGCAAGUUUUGUCAUAAAGAGUAUAAUAUGAAUGUGAAUAAAAUGAAAGCACAUUUACUUAAAUGUUCAAAUUGCCCACAACAAAUAAAAAAAAAAUUUUAUUCAAAUACAACUUCUAAUGUAACUGAAGAUCAAAUACAAACAGUUGAUGAAUAUGAUGCUCAUUUAGUUGUCAAUUCGCACAAGUCUUUAACCAUCAACAAAUUUUUUGAUCACAUGAAUAAAUCAGAGAAUGUACGUUUGAAUGAAAAACUUGCUUUGGCCAUCAUCGUCAGUGGAUCUCCAUUAUCAAUGACUGAGCACCCACUUUGGAUUGACUUUUUUAAGCAAAUUCGACCAACCUUUAAACUACCUUGUCGAAAAUCUAUAUCUACAGUUUAUGUGGAUAAAGUGUAUGCUGAAAUGCAGAGUAGUAUUACUUAUGAUCUUCUUGAGGCAAAUGAUUUGCAUAUUCAACUGGAUGGAUGGACCAAUAUAAAUAAUGAUGGCAUAAUAAACUUUGUUAUUUGUAAACCAGAACCAUUGUUUUUCAAAUUUCUAAACACCAAAGAUAACCGUCAUACUGCUGAAUAUUUAAAAAACCAAAUUGUUGAAAUAAUUGAAACAUAUGGUAAGGAAAAAUUUUUUGUCAUUAUAGGGGAUAAUGCUGCUAAUGUUAAGAAAUCAUUUGAACUGGUAAAAAAUGUGUAUAAAGGGAUUCAAACUCUUGGAUGUGCAGCCCAUGGUUUACAUCUCUUAUGUUCUGAUAUUUUUAAAGUAGAUUCAGUUAGUGAAUUCUUGAAACAAAACUCUAGUAUUGUUAGUUCUAUAAAAAGAUCACAAUUAUUAUCUUCUGUCUUCAAAAAACACCAACAAAUUAAAGGCAUUAAUGUUCAGUUGAAAUUGCCUGUCAAAACCCGUUGGGGGAGCUUUCUAUUUUGUUUGGAAAGUUUGAUGAAAAAUAAAAGUGUUUUACAGGCCAUGGCAGUCGAUGACACUAUUCCAAUUUCAUUAUUAAAACCUAUCAAAUUGACAUUACUUGAUGAUUCUAAAUUUUGGGAAAAUGUUUUGAAAAUGAUAAAUUUACUAACCCCAAUAGUAAAUGCAAUUACAGUCUCAGUUUUAAAUCAUAAUCUUAUCCAUAGAGUUAGAAGCCUGUUAAAUGAUGUGGAGAAAAAAGUUGAAGAAUGCUUUUCGUCUUCAAUCACAAAUUCUCUUUUUUCUAUUACCGAGGAACUGAAAAUAAUAAAUAAUGUUGCAAAAAGAAAAAUCUUUAUUCUUGGAAAAAUUCAUUUAGCUGCUGAAUUGCUGGACCCUAAAUCACAAGGACUAAAAUUAAAUGCAGAUGAACGUGUUGAUGCUUUAGAAUUUAUAUAUAAUUUAGGAGUUGAAAUGAAAAUAGAUAUAAUGAAUGAUCUCUCAGAUCAUCAAUCAAAGCAAGGAUAUUUUGCUAAAAAAUUUAUUUGGGAAAAUUCUUUGAUUACUGAUCCAGUAAAGUGGUGGAAAUUCUUAGAUAACAUAUCCCCAUUAUCUAAAGUUGCAGUAAGAAUAUUAACUGCUCCUUGUACUUCUGCUGCUACUGAACGAACAUUCAGCACUUUUUCUUGGAUACAUAGCAAAAAAAGAAAUAGAUUAACUACAGAGAGAGCUGGGAAAUUGACAUACUUAUCUUACAAUUGGAAGCUAAAAAAUAAAAAAAGUGAAAUUUCCAAAAAUACAGAAGCAAAUAAUUGUGAAGAAUCUUCUGUAGAUGUAGUUAUACAAGAAAUACAAAGUUCAUCAAGUUCUUUUAACUCUGAAAAAAAUGAUGAAAAUAUGAUUAUCUCAAAAAGUGAUUCAGACAGUGAUUGUGAUUCAGAUUCAGAAACAUCUAUUUUAUAUAAUGAUACCAGUAGUGAUGAAAACUCAGUUUCAUGUUCAGAAAAGGAAGAUGAGGAUAAUUAUUAA